Acaulospora morrowiae is the source of this 1026-nucleotide messenger RNA. NCBI's taxonomy places the organism in Eukaryota, Fungi, Glomeromycota, Glomeromycetes, Diversisporales, Acaulosporaceae. The record is from the annotation of a GenBank genome assembly.
AUGUCACGUUCGCUACCUCCGGAAGUUCUCCAGGAAACCUUCAAAUAUCUUUCUGGGAAUGGAGAAUAUCGAGUCAAGGAUCUGUUUUCAUGUGCGCUAACAAAUCGAGAAUGGUGUAAUAGUGUAAUUCCCAUCCUCUGGAAUCAACCGUUCUCAUAUUACAAACAAUCUCAACUCAAUAGUGUCAUCAUUACUUUCAUGGCAUCUCUCGAUGCUCCAACCAAAAAUCAACUCAAGAAGAAUGGUAUCAAAGAACCAAGUCUAAUGAGCACCCCAGCAUUUGAUUAUCCAUCGUUCAUGAGGUCGUUGAAUUACAAUGGUCUUCGCGUUUCCAUAAGGCGAUGGUGCUUUCAUACUUUGGCUAACAAGCCAAUCAAGAAUGACAUUCCAUUCUAUUACAAUCUCCUGUUAAGAGCGUUCGUAAAGCUCCUUUGCGAGCGUUGUAACAAUUUGGAUACUUUUUUGGUCGAGACUUGCAUGAACCCUUGGUACUUUUCAGAUUCCACGACCAAUUUGGACGGUGCUCAUUUGUUUUUGUGCGAACCAGGAAUUCAUUCUCUGAUCGCUCCCGUGAAAAAAAUGAAAUUUAAUGCGAAUUCAAAUAUACAUCAUUAUCUCAACAAUACGAAGAAUAUUCAAUUGUCACAAAGCCAAGCGGAAAAAUUAGCAGCGCUGAUGAUAGUGAAGAAUUACUUGGAAUACUUUCAACUCGUCAAUUGCAUUAGGUUCACUUCUGUAAUUUUAAACGCCCUACAAAGUCAAUCGCACUCCAUCAAAGAACUCAUAUUCCUCAAUGUGAAUUUUUUUGACUGUACAACAUUUAAGGGUUGGCCGUCCUUCAAGAAAUUGGAAAAAUUGAAAUUCCUGAGAUGCGGCGGAAUUAAUGAAGAAUUCAUUGAAAACCUGGUGGGUGCAUCGUUUCCUAAUAUUGUUGAGGUCACUGUGAAUUUCCAAGAGAAAUCUCAACGAUUAGAAGGAUGGGCCUCAAAAAUUAAUGAGAAGUUCUUAAGCAGGGCCGAUGAAUGA